AUGCAGAGGCUGCUCUAUAUCCUUUCGUACGAUCGCAAAGUUUCUUUGGAUAACUGGCAAACCGUUCUUCGAAAACAGUACAACAAACGCGACCCACUUGCCAAUCCAAUCGGAUCAGAACCAGCGCAACUUUCAAGAGGAUCGCGUCUUAGCUCUAUUGCCGUGGAAGGAGAAGACGCGUCCGUCGCCGUUAAAGAGGAUGUUCAGGGUGCUGACUACACUCGAGAUUCCCUCCCGAGGGCAAGCGUCCCCCCUCCUUGGCCUGCCGUGGACAAAGCAUCGUCCUCUGAACAAGCGGAGGAGCCAGCUCAACAAAAUAACGUGCAGAAUUUUAACGAGCUAGCUAAAGAUUGGCUGGACCUACCGAUGCUCGUCAAGCUUGACUCCAUGCACCUCCUUGUAGAAUGGCAGUUCCAAAAUCCAAUGCGAUUAAGAAACCUAAUGAAAUUCGACGAUGAAGGCGCUACAUGGCGUACUGAACCCGUCGGAUAUGACAGCAAGCAGAAUACUUACUGGCUGAUUGGGGGAAACCGGCUUUGGAUUCAACGUGCACCGCCCAAGACCGGAAACUCUUUGAAGAGGAAACGCACAAACAACAAACCAGUCCAAUCAAAGGCUACUGAGCGAACGUCUCCGGCGAAGCGACCUCGAACGCAUCCUCAUUCCGGUAAUCCUUCAACUGAAGCUCAAAAUGGAAGAGGAAGCAGAGCUGCCAAAAUGCAAGCGAAACUAAAGCUCGAUGCCCAGGCCAAAGAGCUAGCCGAGUUAAAUAAGCAAGCGUCCAAGAGCAGCACAACUAGGCCUCAACGGUCGCUGACGGUUGAGGAACAUAAGGUCUCAGCAACCAGGCCCUCAAGAUCAGUCGGAACACGAGCCAGCGCGAGGCUGAAGGGUGCUCAACAGGAUGGAUGGCAACAUGUUCCUGAGGAGUGGUUGUUGAGCGGGGGCGAAGAGACGGUAGACACCAAAGAGGAAAAGGUAGUCCGUUUGAAAACGGGGCUUGAGAGCGAUGACGAUAGUGUGAGUGAUCUGACGGAACUCAGCGACGAUGUGGAGGAUGCUACGACAGCGGCCAAACCUAUUCGCAGUUUGGAACUCGACACAGAAAGCAGUACGCCGGAGCCAACACUUCAGAACAUCCCUGAAGUACCUGAGGAUUUCGUUGAAUGGGAGACUCUUUGUGUCACACUUUUCGAGUGGGAGCAUAUAGCAGAACGCUUCGAGAACUCCAAACACUACACCGAAAAAGCCUUUCAUAAGGUUUUAGUGAAUGACAUCGUGCCUCUCGUGACUGCUGAACUUCGGGAAAUUGAGGAAAAAAGUCGAAUGGAAGAAGCCAUCGUCCACAGAAAACGGUCUUCUCGGAUUGCUACAAAGGAAAGCGUAAGGGAAGAGGCACGAUUAGCUGCAAAGAGACGAGCAGAGGAAGCGGAGAAGAUGAGCCGUGCCAAACGCUUAGAGGCACGACUGCUGAAGGAGGAGGAAGAACGGUUCCGCCGAGAAACUGCUCGCGAACUGAGACGAAAAGAACGUGAAGGUGUCCAGCACACGGAACUUCCCAAACCGCAGAACGAAGUGGAUACUGCCAAUGGAGCUUCCGUAGUCGGUCCUUCAACCUCGGUGGCGGGGAAAGGAUCGAAAAGUGGAUCGCGAACACCUGUUGGAGAAGAGUGGGAGCUGGACUGUGAAAUUUGUCAGCGUCGGGGCGUUAAUCUUGACGACGGUACCCCCAUGAUGUCCUGUGAAUCAUGCGCCAAAUGGCAGCACAUACUGUGCCAUGAUAAAGCAGACCGUGCAGCUGGUCGCCGUAGGCGUGACUGGGAUGCUGUUGAAUUCAUUUGCGAAAAGUGUCGUAGGGCAAAAAUACCCGAAAACCCCAGCGAAACAAGAAGAUCUCACCCUCAAAAUUUCUCAUUUUCCACCUCUAUAAGAGCGGGGAAUUCAUACAAUUCCCAGCAGCCUACUUUUGGGGGUCGGUCGUACAAUUCAGAUUCUUACCCAACUUCGUCCCCGCUCCCGUCAACAUUUUCGACCCCAAUGCCAGCUGUACAGCCUUCAAAUCCUACCAUCGCCUUUAGCCACUAUCAACCUCAGGAGCGAGGGUUUUCUUCUGAUUCAUCGAAGCCUGGUGCUUACCCUGCCCCUUAUCACUUAUAUGGACAGCCAAGGACUCAGCAUCAAUACUCUGACUUCAGAACGAACAACCAUAAGUCACAGGUUGCGGCUGCGACUCAGCAAUUGUGGAGCAUAACUACUCCAGUCCAUCCCCCUCACUACCCUCCACAGAAUUCGCCCUCUGGGUCGGCGAAUUCUUAUGGUUUUGUAAUGCAACAACCUGGUAAUAAUCAACCAUGGGAGAUGCGCCCACCUGCACCAGCACCUACAACACAGUUUGCAACUACCCCGCUUAGAUAUUAUCCUACACCAUAUCAGCCACCCUCUAACUAACAAUGUAGAAAGAACUUUGUAUAGAUAGAUGUCAACUACCACCAUUUGUUUAUUU
This is a messenger RNA of Laccaria bicolor S238N-H82, 2503 nucleotides long. RefSeq lists its product as uncharacterized. Gene Ontology annotation, cellular component: CERF complex. Gene Ontology annotation, biological process: chromatin remodeling. The coding region runs from base 1 to 2448 and encodes 815 amino acids. NCBI's taxonomy places the organism in Eukaryota, Fungi, Basidiomycota, Agaricomycetes, Agaricales, Hydnangiaceae. The record is from RefSeq and is a predicted model, not a curated record. The transcript has 10 exons.